GUGUCAGGGUUUGGAAAACUCAGGAGGAGGAGCAGGAAAGGGGAAAGCAGAGUUGAAACAGGUCUCGGUCCAUACGCUCGGAGUCAGGAUCUAUGGGCUGGAGAAGGAACUCCAAAACCAGAUCAAGUCUGGAGGAUCAAACUACUCGUUCUAAAGUUUUGAAGACGCCUACACAGAGUGAAACCUCAACUGAUUCACCUCAGCUUCCUAUCAAAUCGGCUCUGAAAUCAGGUUCCAAGAGCAAGCAGACUGGGCCACGGGUGGUUAAGCUAAUGCCCUCGGUUCACUACCACCUAAUUCACCUUGACCACAAACUGGAUGGAGGCUCUCACCAAGAAAACGUUCAAGCCGAUGAGCACCUUAGUGUCACUCUCAAUGCCUCACCACAGGUGCUUCCAGUCACCUCAGGACUGACUUCUUGUAUCAGACCAUCCUCUCUCAGGUAUACUUCAGCUAUGCUGACCACGGACCUUCAGGCUUUAACAAUAUGGGACACUGCUGGAGACACAGUCACUGGUCAUUUAGCAAGUGAUGGUGUCUACAGGGAUCCCAGAAGCGUUUCCACAACCCCUGUUCCCUCAGAAUGCCGACCAACCCUAAGAGCUACGUCCAAGUCAGAUCUGAGGGCAGAACUUCUGAGAUCAGAGCACCGAAAAUUUGAAAUGCUGUGUGAUGAUAGUUUGACUGGGUGUAGGAGAGCAGGGGUGCGGGAAACAAGGCCUAAAUUAUCCCUUCGUCGCUUUUUCUCAGCUAUGGGACUAAACAGUGUAGGUAAACUGGUGAAUGGCAGGCGCUACAACAGCAUGGAGCAUCUGUGUUUUCCCACUGGCCGCUACAGUUCUUCUGCCUCCCCCAGUCCAACACACAGAGGCCUGAUCCCUCUGCAGAGAACUCCAUCUCUCCAGUCUCUGCAUGUACAGUCUCCUCUGACUCAAUUGCGCAAAGUCUCUUCUGUCCAAAGUCUCCAGUCCCCAAAGAGAAAGUUUGAAAGUUCUACUAUACUAGGAGAGUUACCACUACCACUGAGUUUGGCAUCCAGGGAGCUUGAGAAAGAUGAGGCACUAGAGGAUUCUCGCGAAACCGGUCCUCUAGGACGCCUUGUCCAAGCUUUUCCUGAUGGAACUUUGCUCAUUGAGCUCAUCAGACCUGCCAACGCACCCUUUGGCUUUGUCAUUUCCAGGGGUAAAGGAAGACCUGACUCAGGUAUAUAUGUGGAACGGGUUGGAGACAGUCCCACCGAGAACAUCUACACUGGACUACUGGGUGUUGGAGAUGAGAUUCUAGAAGUGAAUGGGAAAAUUAUUGCUGGACUGACCUUAGAUCAGGUUACAUGCCUUAUGACCCGUGAGAGCAAAGCCAAGAUACGAAUUUGUCCAAAUUCCUGGAUUAAGCACUGAUGUACAACAAAAAUGACAGGGGAUUUAUGAAAAGGAUGACUGACAGAAAAUUUUGAACCGUGAUUGAACUGUCAGUAAAAUUGUCCAGUCAUAAGUUAAGAGCAUGUAGAAUGACAAUAUGUUGUUUACAGAGCAAUGAAAUAAAAAAACAACCUGGUGGCUUUUAACAUUCCGGCCACAUGGUCUCUUUCUUAUUAUUAUAAUCAAAUUUUAAUGGCUCAUGUUAGGAGGCAGACAAACUGAUUAAAUUAACAAUUUGAUAAAUGCUACAGUUAUAUAAUUAUGGAAGCAUAUUGGUAGCAAUUAUCAAAUUGAAAUGCAAUUUGCAAAAUGGCAAUGCAGUAUGUAAAAUGACACGCAAUGAUGCUGUAUCAGGGAGGGGGCGUGGCCAGCUCGAAAUGCAUUUUCAAGUCCACAUUGAAUUUUGCAACACUCGGUAGCUGUGUGUAAUGAAAAUGCAAUCCCAAAUGUUCAACCUGUUAAUGUUAAUGCAUUUAGAGAAAGUAACAUUUGAAUUAUCAUUUUGCUACAGUUUUGCUGGGCUAUCUUAAACACAUAUACUCAAUCCGGGGAAUGCAUUUUCAUUUGAAUUUUGCAACUUAAAGAGAGUUAAAAUAUGUUUAAAAUACAUAUUAAAAGUAGUGUAGGAACGGACAAAUGUCAAUUGUAUUAUUGAAUUUUCAUUUACAUUUUGCACCUAAUGUUGCACAUAUGUUGUUUUAAAUGUAUAUUUAAAGACAUAAAUGCAUUGCCAUUUUGAAAAUUGCAUUUCAAUUUGAUAAUUGCUACCAAUAUGCUUCCAUAACCUAUCACUUCGUCUGGCGGUAAUUUUAAAUGAGUGUUAAACCCGGAAGUUCACAGGACGUGAAGAUUAACUGCAGAUUGUGCUCAUUUCAGCGUCUUUU
Messenger RNA from Triplophysa rosa, 2302 nucleotides. RefSeq lists its product as uncharacterized. The record is from RefSeq and is a predicted model, not a curated record. Bases 93 to 1397 code for a protein of 434 amino acids. The transcript is spliced from 6 exons. Lineage: Eukaryota; Metazoa; Chordata; Actinopteri; Cypriniformes; Nemacheilidae. Gene Ontology annotation, biological process: regulation of cellular localization; centrosome cycle; establishment or maintenance of cell polarity. Gene Ontology annotation, cellular component: apical plasma membrane; cell cortex; nucleus. Gene Ontology annotation, molecular function: protein kinase C binding.